This is a messenger RNA of Suillus subalutaceus, 1272 nucleotides long. RefSeq lists its product as uncharacterized. The record is from RefSeq and is a predicted model, not a curated record. The transcript has 4 exons. Lineage: Eukaryota; Fungi; Basidiomycota; Agaricomycetes; Boletales; Suillaceae. Bases 1 to 1272 code for a protein of 423 amino acids.
AUGUCUGCACAUCAGGAUUUGGAAAUGCGCAACCACAUGCGCUUAGCUGCUCGUUUCAGCCCAACUCUUCCUGGGUCUAUCUUGCCUUCUGCUGCUACUAGUGCUAGCACACAGACAUCAGCUGCGCAGAAUUCUGGCACACCCAGCACUAGUUCGGCUCCAGUGAUCACCAGCACCAGCACCACACCUACUUCUACCACCCCUGUAGCUACUUCUACCCAACAAUCCUCCACUUCCAUCACCCCUAGUACUACUUCCUCUUCUUCAACCACGUCUUCAUCAACUACAUCCUCAAGCACCACCAUCUCCUCGAGCACUUCUACUUCGUUUACCUCCCCAACUUUAGUCCCACAAACUGUGCUGUCCACGACCCCAGCAGCAGCCACUUUCUACACUACCUCCAUGCUCACAUCACCAUCUGGUAUCAUCGUUGGUACCGGAACCAUCACAUCCGCAACUUCUUCUUCGACUGCAGGCUCUGCAAGUUCCGUUAACACUGGUGCAGUCGUAGGUGGUAUCGCUGGCUGUCUCGCAGGUCUGGCUAUACUGAGUUUCCUCAUCAUGUGGUGCAUUCGCCGCAGACGUAAGUCUGAUGAAGACGAAUGGAGCGCUUCAGCCUUCAAGCGUCAGUCCGCCAUCCUUGUGGACGAUCCUGAACCAUCCUUUAAUCCCCGUCCACCAACCAUGAUCGAACGUCACAAUGCAUCCCCUGCUCUCAACGCUCAAAACAACUAUCAGAACUAUUACGGUGGUUAUGGUCAACAAACUGCCUACGGUGAUACCUUGCAUGCUCAGGUGGCAAUGCCAUAUGCCCCUCACGGUGACCAUAGUCACCUCACUAGGCAACCGUCCAGCGCGGCAUACUUGUCUCGUCAACCAUCCGCUGCAGGAUACCCCAUCCCUGAUGAUCCUCAGGCUCACUAUGUAAAUCUCGAUCGCUCCAGCGUAACUCCAUUCCAAGCUGCCCAAUAUGCCGAUAUAUCCCGUCAGCUUGGCAGUGACCUACAUUCCACUAUGGCUCCACCCCAGCCAUCGGAUCCCUCCUUACCUAGCCCCUUCGACGACAAAGCAGCGGAAGAAACCUAUCCUGCGCAUGAUGCUGCGCCUCGUGCACCAUCUCCCGCUCACGUCGUCGAUCCUUUUGCUGCCGCUAGCCCGGCAUCUGCACCUGAGCCGGUCCCAGUGCCCCGCAGGCGAGACAUCACCAAUGCCCAGCGGCCCGAUACCGUAUACACCAUGUAUGAAGAAGGCGAUGCCUAUGAUGGCAUCUAA